This is a messenger RNA of Malaya genurostris, 12477 nucleotides long. It is a transcript of the gene twin, whose product is annotated as CCR4-NOT transcription complex subunit 6-like. The transcript is spliced from 7 exons. The coding region runs from base 959 to 2596 and encodes 545 amino acids. NCBI's taxonomy places the organism in Eukaryota, Metazoa, Arthropoda, Insecta, Diptera, Culicidae. Gene Ontology annotation, biological process: nuclear-transcribed mRNA poly(A) tail shortening. Gene Ontology annotation, molecular function: protein binding; poly(A)-specific ribonuclease activity. The record is from RefSeq and is a predicted model, not a curated record. Gene Ontology annotation, cellular component: CCR4-NOT complex; nucleus; cytoplasm.
CCAUACAUCUUUAUGUUGAUCGACCAUCAGCCAGCCAUCAUCAGCGCGUACAAUGAAAACUGUUCCGCGGAUUCGAAAAGUCGUAUUGAAUGAGAAAGAGCUAUCGUAAAAGAGAAGAAAACGAAGCAAAAAUUUUUUGGAAGCUCCUUGCGGAAGAUUAUAUUUUUGACCAAAUUUUGUCGUAUCAUCGUGAAUCCUGUUCCGUCGGAAGGAAUCCCGUGUGUGUGUAUAUUGCACCGUUUUGUGACGGAUCGCAGGUGGAAUAUUGUAAGCCCGCAGGUUUUGCUACUAGCUGUCCCUGUCAAUAUCAUCGCACUCGGGAUACAUAAUAAGCUGGAAGUGGGUACUGCUCGGUGGCUGUGCAUGACCGCAGUUCUAUUGUGUAUUUUGAUUGAACAAUAUUCGCGUGUGUGUUCGCCGUGCCGUGUUCCGAUCCGGACCAGUAUACGGGAGUGCAUAUUUCGCGAGUGUUUUUCCUGAUUCGUUUCUCGUCAUUGUCCAACCAGGGUCCGCUAUUCGUCAUUGCUGCUGGCUUUUCCUGCUGUGGAUUACCGAUUGCUGCAGCAAGACAAAAAAGUUUGGUUCCCCGACGAAAAAGAGGGAGAUCCUCUGUGUGCGCGUGUGUUUCAGUGCUUUCGUGGUAGGCGUCCGUAGGUUUGGUUCCGCGAUACCUCCGACAAACAGUGUGUCGUUCGCCGAAACGUCCGCCAAGACAGGGAAACGGAGUUCCCCGGAAGUAGAUGAAGGAACUGUCUACUCUGCCAGUGAAAGUUCGUUCGGAAGCAACAAGCCGCAGCCUCAAUAGGUCCUACGUGCCGACACCGUCCCAGCAGUCCCAGUCGGCGAUAGAACGGUGUGUAGUGCGAUUGUUCCAAUACCAGCCACCGGUUCGAGGCAUUUUGCCGCCCGCUGUUUGGGUCCCCGUUAGCACAAUCCGGAAACAACGCCGCCGAAGAAGAUGUCCAGAAAUAAAGACAAAUAUGAUAACAAUAGGCGACAGCAAACGUUCCUCUCGGCGGAAGAUAUUGCGUCCGGGAAGAAAACCUGCUGGCACGGUGUCGAGAUAACCGGCAGUGUUCGGAACAUCAGUCCGACACUGUGGAAGUUCGAGCAUCUGACGGCCCUCUACCUGAACGAUAACUGUCUGAUGCGACUGCCCCAUCAGAUCGGUUUGCUGGUCAAUCUGCGCAUGCUGGACCUGUCCAGCAAUAAGCUGCGCAGUUUACCAGCGGAGCUGGGCGAACUGAUUCACUUGAGGGAACUACUGUUGAACAACAACUUGUUGCGUGUGCUUCCGUACGAGCUGGGUAAACUUUUCCAUCUGCAUGUGCUCGGUUUGCACGGGAAUCAACUCGGGAAAGACGUCAUGUCGAUCUUCAACGAACCCAACGGAACGCAGAAGCUGCUUACGUACAUGCUGGAUAAUUUGUCAGUGACCGUAGCUCCACCACCGCAACGACCCUGGAUACCACUAGCGAGACCGAACCGGGCCAGGGGUGCAUGCAUAUUCACCGUCAUGUGCUACAACGUACUCUGCGACAAGUAUGCCACCAGGCAGAUGUACGGCUACUGUCCCAGCUGGGCCCUAGGCUGGGAAUAUCGGAAAAAGGCAAUUCUGGACGAAAUUCGACACUACUCGGCCGACAUCAUCAGCCUGCAGGAAGUGGAGACGGAUCAGUUUUUCAACUUCUUCAAACCGGAAUUGAAGAACGACGGCUACGAGGGCAUUUUUUCGCCCAAGUCACGCGCCAAAACCAUGUCCGAGCUGGACCGAAAGUACGUGGACGGUUGUGCGAUUUUCUUUCGGUCGUCCAAGUUCUCGCUUAUCAAAGAACAUUUGGUUGAGUUCAAUCAGCUGGCGAUGGCCAACUCGGAAGGUUCCGACAACAUGCUGAACCGAGUGAUGCCGAAGGAUAACAUCGGUCUGGCGGCACUGCUGAAGGUGAAGGAAAGUGCAUGGGAAGGUGUUCCGCCUGAGCAGGCCUCAGUUUCACAGCCCAUACUGGUGUGUACGGCGCACAUCCACUGGGAUCCGGAGUUCUGCGACGUCAAGCUCAUCCAGACGAUGAUGCUGAGCAACGAGCUGAAGACGAUACUGGACGAGGCGGGUCACAGUUUCCGGCCGGGGCAUAAGUUUGACGUGAACAAUGUGCAACUGGUGCUGUGCGGUGAUUUCAACUCGCUGCCGGACUCCGGUGUGAUCGAGUUUCUCAGUGCCGGGCGUGUAUCAAUGGACCAUCAAGAUUUCAAGGAGCUGGGCUACAAAUCCUGCCUGCAGCGUAUAUCAAAUUGUGAUACACCAAAUGAAUUUACUCAUUCCUUUAAGCUAGCGUCGGCGUACAGUGAAGAUAUAAUGCCAUAUACAAAUUAUACAUUCGAUUUUAAAGGUAUUAUUGAUUAUAUAUUUUACUCGAAGCAAGGUAUGAUUCCGCUGGGGCUGCUCGGGCCGAUAUCGGCCGACUGGCUGCGGGAGAACAAGGUCGUUGGCUGUCCCCAUCCGCACAUACCAUCGGACCACUUUCCACUGCUGGUGGAACUAGAGCUAAUACACCUGUCUAGCACUCAGCCCCCGAACGGUCUGAUCGGUCGGAGGUAGCAAUAAAACACACGCCAGACAAACAGCAGAACAGCUAAGAGACAAGAUCAAGAACCAUAAAAACUACAAAACCACACAACGCGUGUAAACAACCGUAAUCAUCACCAUGGACGAUAGCAGCAAACCAACAGAGGAAGACUUAGUAGCUUAGAAGAACCGAACCACGAAAUGAAACGACAGCUCCUACCGGCGUAAAAAAGGCUCAACAAAAUCACCAUUUCUUAGUGUAGACGGCAGCAGCAGCAGUAGUAGUCGCGACCAGUUUCCUAGUUGGUUUCGCAUUCUGUCCAAAAAACCGCCAAAGCCCCAGGCCAGUAAUGUAGCACAUCGAUACCAAAAUCGACCUUGACGACUCUAAUCACUACACAAGCAUGACGUCGACGGGCAUCACCAGACAAAAAAGAGAGAGUUGAUAGGGAGAGGGAGAAAGAGAGUGGUAAACCCUUUUCAUCCCUCAACCAAGGCAAGUCUUACUUUAAUCAAGUAAACUAGAAAUGGGGCAACUCGCGUACAGUCGCAGCCGAGGCAGCAGCAGCAGCAACAGUGAGAACUACUAUCAAAAGCCAAAUAACAAAACAAAAACUUAGGAUUUUAGUAGCAAUCCGGAUUCCCACCCCGUUUACAGAAAACCCAAGAAUAAUCAUGAAACUAAUGUUACAACACAGAUGAAGAAGAAGAAGAAGAGAGAGGUUCGAAUCUCAGUUAGACGAAGGUAAACAGCAAAAAAAACUAUCGAUGAGAGUGUGUUUUUUGAGACAGGAUGGCAUGGAAAAUGAAUUGUUUAGGAAACCAAAAAGUGCAACUAAUAGACACCCUACUAGAAACAUAAUUCAUUUUGUAUUGUUUUUCCACCACCACCCCCAAUUUUCGAGACGAACUCGUCUCUCUAAUGUUGUGAUAUUUUUUAAUUUAGUUUUUGUUUUUUUAAUUUUAAAUUAUACUACUGCAACUACGAAGAAGAGGAACAACAAUGAAACAAAUCGAUUUUAGACUCGAAAUAGCCUUAGAUAUUACCUACCACACACACACACACACGCACGCAACAAAGCAGUUGUCACCAGAAUGUGCUUCCUAAUAUUUUUUUUUACUCAAAACCCUGGUGGUGAUGAUUAAUAUUGUGACACACAGCACGCACCGGUUCAAUUCAAUUCAAUUCGUCUCUCUCUCUAUCUCUCUCUCUCACAUUCUCUUGUUGUUUCUGUCGCAUGCCAACCAAGUUCAACCGGCAACUCCGAGUUCUCAGGGCAAAGCUUUGCGCAGUUCGUUUAAGAGUAAAAUAAUCCAAAAACUAACACCACCACCACCACCACAGAAUAUGGAGCAGUGCUUUAAUAGAUUCUCGUUUUUUUUUCUUUUCGUCGCGUUUAAGAUGGCGUUUAAGCAAAGUAUAUCUAGCCUAUAGCUUGUAAGAUUGUAAUUGUAAACAAACACAAACUAGAACGAACUGAAGCUGAAACAAAAACAAACAAAAAACUACUAAUCAUCGAAAGGAUAUCACUUCGAGCGGAAAAAUUGAAAAUUAAAACCAAAAAAAAAGCAAUCAAAACAAAGCCGUUUUUUUCAAUGAAAUAAUACUCUAAAAGAGGUUAGUUGAUCAUAGAACCUCAGAUAAUAAUUGAGAAAAUGGCCAACGGCGUCAAAAUUUCAAACUAUUAUGUCCGUAUCCGGAGCAAAACUGGAAUUCAACUUUUACCUUAACUACCGACAAAUCGUUUGCUGGCGAUCAGUGAAGUUCUUGAGAUAGUUACUCAUUUCGGGUACAUCGCUUGAAAACGUUCAGACAAACAUUCAUUUGGACAGUGUUGGUGAUUGCCGAAAAUUUGACAGAAGCUGCUCGAUUUUUAUCAAUAUUGUAUACAACAUUUUCAAUCCGGUAGAAGAUGCUACCAGAAUUCGAGUCUCUCAAUGCGCGAACCGCGAAAGAAUUUUUCUACAUUUCUUCGAGCCACUUCAUACUCUGAGUAUUUCACGGCCCUUAAAAAAAAUAACAGUCUGAUAACAGAAUCGGAUCGCGAAACGAGAAUAAGCGAGAAUCCCCACAGUAGCGAGCCAACCUUUAAUUCUCAGACAGGUCAUCGAGAGAAAUUCGCUCUCGCACUGGUGGCUAUUCUAUGUUAAAUGAACCAUGUCGGUUUUUUGUUGCUGCGAUGAUAUCCGUCUCUCUUUGAUGGCACUUAUUGAAUCGUGUGAAGAGUUGCCAGUGAGCGUUCUUUGAUACGAUAUAAAAGUCAUCCUUGCAUUUGGAUCAGAUGUUUUAAAGAAAUCGUUUAGUUAAAAAAUUUAACAACGUUUUUCAAGAACACUUACGUUUGGACAAUUAAUUUUUGCGGCUCUGUCAUUGCCCAUACUUGCAUAUCAGUCCUAUAUUUAGAAUUACCAAGUUUAAAAAAAGAUGCACACAUAUUUCGGAAAUAAUUUGCUUUUUUUCGCUACUAAGAUGAUCGAUGUGUGAUACAUGGAUUACAUGAAAAACUUCUCUUCUGGAAUGAAAUAUGGCAUUUUUGUCAUUUGUUUAUAUAAAAUCUGUUACGCAACAAGAUAACGAACGAAAAGAUACUCGCUUACCGGUCCCAUCUUAGCAUGCUAUGCUUCUCUUGGACGUGGCAAAAUUUCAAGUUUAAUUUUCAUUCGUGUGAAACCUUUAAUCGUUCGAUAAAAUUAUUGUCGUUUUCACUAAACUGUGUUGAUUUCGCACUUAGCAACGCGAGUUUGAGCAAAGCUGAUAUAAAAACCAGGUUCGAAACUGACUCGAUUUUCAAUUCAACAACGUUGAAACUAGGUUCGAAACUGGCUUCGAACAAACGGUUUGACAGCAGUUAGAGUGGAAACUGGGUUAGGUUUGGCAUCAAGCGAAAACGACAUAAGCUUGCGAUAUUAUGUCCGCUUUUGAAACAUUCAAAUUGUGUUGUAAAUACUCUUCCACGGAAGCCAGCUCGAACAGUGACAGAUUUAAAUGGAGUCGGCUGAGUCUGACUGAAAGUUUAAUUACAUCGUAAGGAAAUUCAGAACAUUAACACAAUCGAUACCUGAAAUCCUGGAUCACAUAAAUAUCGUAAGAAGGCUUUCUUUUCCUGUACUUUAUCCAAACUUCCUCCUCUUCUAUCAUCCUAAUCAUCCAUAAUAUAUUCUGCCAUCUACUCUUUUCAUUAUUUUUUCGAGGAACAUAAUAAAAUUCACCUUUCUCGUGUUUACGUUGAUAAAAAAAGUUUCAAUUCAUUUCCAAGUAUCCAAGUUUUAAUUCAUUUCCAAGUGUCAGUAUGUAAGAAUCAAAAAUGUCCUUCUGGUAAUUUUUAUACUUUACAGAUUCACGAGUAGUAACCUUUUUAGCUACCUACCGAAAAAAUGCAGCAAACACUACUUCUAAAGACUGUCCCAGAAAGUAUGGACGCACUUUGAUUUCGCUGUAAAUAAUUCACAAGUGUUAGAUAUUCAAAUUUUAUUCGAUAUACUGAUAAUAUUAGACUACAACAACAGAAUAUUAUUCUCAACAUUUGCUACUUAGCCAUUGUAGACUAGCUGGCGCACCUUCUUGCGAACGUUCCUCAUUAAAUUCCGUACAGACUUCUUGACGACAAGUUUUGACACUUUUUUCCAAUCUUUUUCGGACUGUUGAGUGGUUUCGGCUGCCGAGACAUGUUUCCUAAGAUGUACCUUCGUUAAUGCCCAAAAUACCUCAAUUGGUCGAAGGUGUGGGCAAUUUGGUGGAUUCAUGUCUUUUGGAACGAAAGUGACAUUUUUGGUAGUAUACCAUUCUACCGUUGAUUUCGAGUAGUGGCAAGAAGCAAGAACGGCCCAGAAGACAACAGGAACCUUGUGGCUUCGAAUCAUGGGUAGAAGUCGUUUUUGUAAACAUUCCCUGAUGUAUAUUUCGCUGUUCAUUGAAGCAGUGGUGAUGAAUGGUUUCGAAAUCUUACCGCAGCUACACAUUGCUUGCCCGACCAUAACUUUCUUACCAAUUUUUCGACUUCAAUCGAUGUCUCAGACUGGUUUAACACUUGCCCUUCUCGCACCGCAUACUAUUGUGGUCCCGGCAAGGAUUUGUAAUCGAGUUUCACGUAGGUUUCGUCGUCCAUGAUUAUGCAGUUCAAAUUUCCAGCAAGAAUCGUAUUGUACAGCUUUCGAACCCUCGGCCUGAUCGGUGCUUCUUGUUUCGGACUACGUUUGGGUUGUUUCUGCUUCUUAUAGGUUCGAAGAUUCAAACGUUCUUUAGCACGAAGAACAUUUGAUUUCGAAGUGCCCACUUUUUUGGCCACAUGCCGAACUGAAACCUCCUUCUUUUGUUCGAACGCCUUCAGUAUACGUUUAUUCAACUGAGGGUUAGCAGGACCUUUUUUCGAUCUGUUUUUCGGUUUACCCUCAAUGGUGUUAUCCUCACCGAACUUCCUGAUUUCAUUUCGCAUGGCUUUUUCAUUUACUCCUUCCAUUUUUGCUAUCUUUCUCAGUGACAGUCCGCGUUCUGUGCACAAUUUAUAUACAAUUUUUCGACAUUGUUCUGCUGAAAGUCCACGCAUUUCGAAACAAACUAAUGAAAACGAAUAAACAACUGCACAAGUGAUUAGAGAAGAGUGUAAACAACAGGACGCAGCCAUAAAAAUUGACAGAUUCUGAACCAUUGCCAAAUGGCAGCGGUUUUUGGUUGCGUCCAUACUUUCUGGGACAGUCUUUAUUAAUACAAAUUCAACUGUUUGUAGUAUGUUGAGUUAUGGUAGAAGAGCUGAAUCUUUGCCUAAAGUUGUUGAUUCGGAAGAUGAAAUUGUGAGUAUAAAUGGGAGCAAUACGUUUGAUUCUGAAGGAAGCUAUUUUGGCGAGAAACUAAGAUCAAAACGCAAAAUAUCCAAAAAGAAACAUUGCUAACUAUUGGUGCAUUGGCCAGAAAAAAAAAAAUUAAUGCGACCUGUGCAUUUUUUAAGUAAAUAAAACAUGCUUUUUAAUGCGUGGGACAGCAAAUUUGACUGAACUAACCCCAAACUAUUUUUUGCGAUUUCUGAAAGUAGGGUAAAAAUAGCCGUUAUCCGUCGGGCUGACUCAAAAGUGCCCCAAACUCAUAUGGGAGUGAUAUUUCCCUUGAGCGUUAAGGGAUUAACUCGAUUCAUGGCUAUUCACCGCCACUCGUGUGGCUGCAAAGUGCCCGCAGGUCGUCCUCAACUUGAUCGAUUAACUUUGUACGACAGCGAAUUUGGCUCGAUCGAAGCGUCCUGCGGAGUCCAAAGUAAGCACGACAAAAAAUACAAGAUGCGCCUCUGAAUUGCUCUGCUGGUGUCAUUAUCGGCAGUCACUAGUCAGCCCAAGCACACGAACUCAUUGACCAUUUCGAUUUCAUCACCGCCAAUCAGAACUUGUAAUGGAUGGAUGGCUGACAUUAUCUUCUCUCGAGUCCCUGGCCUUCCAUGUACUUUGUCUUUGACACAUUGAUGAUGUACGUUUCUUCCACUUUAUCAAAGUUCCGUGCAAUAAUAUCAAUAUCAUCAGUGAAACCAAGCAGCUGGACGGACUUUUGAAAAAUCGUGCCACUCGUGUCUAUUCCCGUCCUUUUUAUUACUCUCUCCAAAAUAAUGUUGAAUGGCAAACACGAAAGACCAUCACUUUGCCGUAUCGAGUCCUCUAAGAGUAUCGAAGGAACUUGAUCGAUCCCGCAGAAGGUUUGAUGUUACAGACGUUGGUGGAAGAUUCUUACCACGACAUCCAGUUUCGUCCAACGCACUAGAAGAAAUGGACCGUCAGCUCGGGUACGAGAAAGGCAAGCAUGCGUAAAGAGUUCUCCUAAUUGUUUCCGAAAGUUUGAGGAAACUUAACUUUGAAUUAUUUAUGGUUAUCUCGCAAUUUAGAAAAAAAUAAUCGCAAACUGCUGAAGGCAUUUAAAAGGAAUUAUGUUGCUACGUGGCAAAAUAUAUCCUUCAAUUUAAGAUCUCCAUACGCAGAUUGAACCAUGUAUGGAGAACCAGAAACCCGGAUACGUGGUGCGUCAAUGUGGGACAGUUAGUUCAUACAAUUCAUACGGAUGAUAUUCAGCACAUUCUGAAUACUGCAGCAAUGCUUUGAAAAAUGCGGUAGACAUUUUGACGAUUUCAGUUUCAAAUCUGGUAAAAAUGCUUUUGUCUGAGCGCAAGUUUGCAAGCUUCGCCAUUAGCCCAUUCAAUUCCAGUAAUACCAGAAUGGCUGGGAUUUGAUAUGCGAUAACUAGUUUCGACCGUGAAUAUUUCAAACUGAGUGCCUUUAAAACUGUCGUAAGUGUUGCGACAAAAUUAAAUUCGUUUACCACCGGAUCUCUGCUGAAGUGACGAUCCCCCCCUCCCCACAGAAUCGCGUAGAUUUCUGCUUGAAAAACAGUACAGUAUCCACCAAGUGAAUGAGACUGUUCUAGUCUCAUUGCAUGAUAGUAGAUACUAGCAGUAGUAUGACCAUGAUUGUAACGACCGUCGCUAUAUGGCCGUUCUGUAUUCUGAAUGGCUAUGAUUACGGUGGCAUCUCAUCGGAUCUAUUUAACAGUACAAUACUAAUGUUAAACUUAGUUUUCCCGGAAAAAAUCGAAAGAAAUUAUUUUUUUGAUAAACUAAUUUUGCAUCAAAUUUCUACCAGUUCCAUCAUGUUUCGGCGUCCCCUCGGCUCACCCUCCCUACGGCACUGCGUAGAAGUGAUAUUCUUUUUGCGAUUCCAGGAGAAAAAAACAACAACAAAAGCCAAUGUGAAACACAAAAAAAAUGGAAACAAGAACUCCCAAAAAGAAUAAAAAAAACAAGAAAACUCAUUGUGAUUCUAGAACACGUUUUGAAAACCACGUGAAGCUGUUGAAUACAGCUGUUGUUAUCAGUAGCAUUUACUAAGAAGAAUGAAAAGAGGAAAAAGACGAACAAAAAAAACAACCCCCCACACACAACAAAUGUUAACCAUUAAGAUCAAACAAGCAUCAACAAGUAAAUGGACAGUACAAAACAUAGUCGAGGUUUAACCGGCCGAUAUAACAACUACUAUUAUACCAGCAAACAAAUCACGAGUGGCUUCUCACAACUGGCAGAUUUUGUGUGUGUGCACGCAUUGCAAAAAAAAAACAAAACAAACGAAAAAAAAAUCAACAAUUGCAAUCAACAAGAGCACCAUCGAGAAAACCAAAAAAAAAACGAAACUAUUUUAAACUAUUUCCCUGUGUUUUUGUUUUUAUUCACGCAAGCAAUGCUGAUAAAGAAAUAAUAAGACCGAACAGAAAUUGUAGAUACCGAGUUGUUGUUCCUAUUGCGUCAUGGUUGGUGACUUCUUCAACGGCUCUCUGAUCUCUCUACCUACCGAAAAGAAAAAGAGUUUACUUUUUUUUUGUUAAGUUAUGAGGUACUAGAUUGCAUUUUUUAUAAAUAACUGUGAUCUAUGGAUCUAGUACUAUACGACGGAUUUAAAUGCAGCUGCACGCAUAGUCGUGCCAAAGUUCUACUGUUUGCUUAGUCAGUAAGCUCUUUUCAUUCACUACCUACAGCUGGUAGCAAAUUAUUUGUUUUUUGCAAACAUCUAGUACCUUCCUACGUUGGAAGUGGAAAUAAAUCGCUUUAAUACACACGGCCUUUACACACCAGUCAAUGUUGCUGUCAAAAUCGUUUCAUUACCGUCUUCAAUGCCAAAAUUCGUCCAAACUCAAGAAUGGGUAACACGCCACUCAAUUUCAUAAAAAUGUACUUUACUCAUCUGUGACUAGAAAGAAUGGCAAUUUUAUUGAAAUAAAUCAAACAAAGUUAGACCUUACUCAACUUUAAGUAGCUCUUUUUAAGCGUGUGUGCUCCUGAAUUGACAACAAUAAUGACACGUGGGUAAGGUCCGCUAAUCGCUUGUAGUGCAAGAGCUAAAGUCGCACAGUAGGCCACUUUUUUGUCACAGCAGCUGAUAAAUGUCAAACUCUGUCAGUCAGUUCUAUGUGAAUAGAAGAAAAUAAAAACAGAUAUACAACCACAAUGGACUUAUCAUCGUACCUGUAUUUCCAUCAUCUUUUCUAAGUAAUAAAUGAAAUUUAAUACAUUUGAUGAGACAGAGACAUAAUGAUGAGAAAAAGAGGUGGAAGGUAUAAAUUAGAAUAAUAUGGUUGGUCUGUAGAAGACUAACCCCCCGUUAGCAUUGAAAAAAGUCAUCCAUCGUCGCAUUAAAUUCGUGUUCGCUUGACAACAGCAGCCACAUGCACUCACACUCACUCACAUACACGCAUACUACCAAACAAUACCAGCUUUGAUUGUCAAUAUUCAAAUGUCGGGCUUCGAGUACUAAUCAUUUUUUUUUUGCUUUCAAAAUAUCAAAACGAUUACAAAUUCGGUCGCUUCCCCAAGAACAAUCCACAUGCUUAUUUUCCUCUCGUGAAUUGCUGUAGUGCAACGUAAAAAAAAUUAGCAAUUUGCAAACGGAGGUAAUCAUUGUACAAGUACUGCAACAAUUUUCUUGGCUGCCAACAUUUCGAACGAAACGCAUAAACCAACGUUCAUCAAACGCACCAGAACAAAAAAAAACAAAAAAACUCAUUCGAGAUAAUGAGAGAAAAAAACAUGAAUUUCAAGACAAUGAAAACAACAAAUACAAAUCAUGUUAAUCUUAAGUUUAGUAGUUAUGCGAAAUCUGCAAACAGAAUGGCGUCAAAUGUCAGACAGAGAGAGAUGAACUAACACACACACACACUGUCGACACGCAGUAAUAAUCAACCAACUGAGAUAGAAAAGGAAAACUAUAUUUUUAACCUAUUGAACAGAAUCCGUCUGUUCCUCGUCACUCGUACACACGCGUAAAUACGCUUAUAAACAUUUGUGAAAUCACACACACACACACCAGAAUAUUAAAAUAUUUAACUAAUAGAACAUAUUUCCGUCGCACAUGCAACCAGAAUAACCUAAGAAGCAAAACAAAAAAAAAAGAAAGAUAAAUUAAACAAAUAAAUACAGUUUUGGGACCUCAUAUAGCAAAAGAAACAAAAACAAAACAAAAAGAAUUGAACUCUAUUGUAGAACCCUGCCUUCAGUUCACAAUUAGCGGUCAGUGGAAUCAGUCCGCUGUAAAAAUCAAGUAAAAAAAGCAAAUUCGUAAUCCAAAGUAAAAUGCCACAAUGCCGCAAUUGCAGCCAAUUUUCUUCUGAUUUGCCCCUGUUCAGAGGAGUGACUGACUGCAAAGGAGAGGGAUGAUGUUGGCAACAAUUCGAAAACUGUCAUCCGACUUGUUGACAAUGUUUGACAGGUUGCGUUUGCCCGUCUGGAAUGACACAGCUAUCGUCACUCUCCUGACAGUCUGACUCUAGCUUCAUUGUAAUACAAAAAACAGAGGAGAAAAAAAACUAUUGAAUUGGUCUCAAGGAAGAUUCCCUCAUUCGAGGGUUUUUCCACCAUAUAUGACAGAAUGUUGAUGAAAACAAACAAAAAUAUAUGACAUACGGCUAGGUAUUUAUUUCGAAUCACCCCUCCCACGAACACACAGUCACACUUACAUACAUCCACACACACACACACACAUGCACUCAAACACAAACAUUCAGCAAUAACGGGAAGCCGGAAAAAGGGUGAGAUAGAUGGGAAAGAAGGAACCGCAGUAGUAAUAGUACAGUAGGACGUCGCAGCAGCAGGAGCCAGGAGAAGCCAGACAAACAUUAGUUGCAAUGAUUUUAAUUCGAGUCAAAUAUAAUAAAAAACAAAAACGAAUGGUGGAAAACAAGUAAUCAAAAGAAUCACUUUUUUUUAGGAGACAUGAGUUUAAACUAUGCUAUUUUCGGCAUGGGAAAGCGGAAGAAUACAUCGUUUACCUUGUGCAGUAAAGAAAAUUUCUAGCAAUGAAGAAAAGGGGUUUUAGAGCGGUGAUAGAUUGAAGGAACGGAAGGAAUGAUAACAAAAAAAAAGAAGUGAGACGGAAAUUUCCUUUAUCAUAGAACAAACAAA